AUGAUUUUUGGUCAAACAACCCCUUUUCUUCUCCAACUCUCCACCUUGUUCUUGGCCGCCCAGGCCACAACAACCCUGUUGAGGGUUCCUGCUACCGUCCAGCCGGUGAAAGGAAGUAUUGUGCUCAACUUUGGUGGUCCUGGGGAGAUAGGGCGGGCGACGUUGGCUGGUUCUGCGGUCCCUUUACAAGCGCUCUCUGGUGGUCAAUAUAAUCUCAUUUUCUUUGAUCCACGUGGUACUUCGACCAGCAACAUACCAUUCACCUGCUACAACACCGAAUACAAACUCGAAAAAUUCGCUGAUCCUCAAACUACACUGGAUGCAGAUGACGAGGCUGCUUUGGGGAGGCUGUGGACUCGAGGCACAAUCGAUACAAAUACGUACGCACAGAAACACAAUGUAAUCGGCACGCUUAUUGGUACUGCGUGUACUGCCAGAGACGUGAUGAGUAUUGCGGAAUCUAUUGGUGACGAUGGGCUGUUGAGGUAUUGGGGGUUCUCGUAUGGAACCACAUUGGGAGCUACACUGGUAUCCAUGUUUCCAGAUAAAGUCGACAAAGUGAUUUUGAAUGGGGUUCAGAAUCCUCAUGAAUACUAUCAUUCAUACGCUGAUAUCGAAGAGUGGGAAGUAGCAGAUCAAUCAUUCUCAGGAAUGUUCAGCAGCUGCGUCACAGCCGGUCCAGAUAAAUGCGCCUUAGUAAAGAGUAACCCCAACGCAACAGCCGCGGAUUUUGAGAAAAGUUUCUUUGACCUAGUGGAUACCCUGAAAAUGCAUCAUAUCGCAGUUGGCGGUCUGAUGGUGGACGAUUCCUUGCUGUAUACACUCGCGGUCAAUUCUCUCUACGCCACGUCAGUUUGGGAGGAUACCACGUCGAUAUUCGACAUGCUCUUAACCGGGGAUAUUGAUAAGACUGUAUUCCUGGACUUUGUCGGACAGGUUGUACCAGUUGAUAAUGCAACUUUACUUACAAUAGGAUCCGUGUAUACGGCUCUAGAAGGAAUUCACUGCUCAGAUCGGGCUCCAGCAGCUCGUGCAGGAACUUUUGAGAAGAUUCUACCAGCUAUAUAUGAGCUGUCAAACACGAGCAAGAUAGCAGGUCGUGCGGACAUGUCUCUCACUAUGACAUGUGCGCAAUGGAAACUAGAUGCAAAGGAACGCUACGAAGGCGACUUUCAAGUCCGUCCAAAGAGUCCGGUACUUCUUAUUGGGAAUAUGUACGACGGACAUACGCCUAUAAAGUAUGCAUAUAACGUCAGUGCUGGAUUUGAGGGGAGUGUAGUUCUUGAAGUUAAUGGAUACGGUCAUACCUCUCUCGGCCUGCCUUCCUUGUGCAUUUUGAAGACCACUGCGAGCUAUUGGGUCAAUGGUACUUUGCCAAAGCCUGGGACUGUUUGCCAAAUUGAUGCACCGCCGUUUUCCAACAUUACCUGGGUGAAUGUAUUUGAACAGAUUUCUUAA
Molecule: messenger RNA, 1458 nt
Organism: Talaromyces stipitatus ATCC 10500
Lineage: Eukaryota; Fungi; Ascomycota; Eurotiomycetes; Eurotiales; Trichocomaceae
Exons: 7
Coding region: 1-1458 (485 amino acids)
Source: RefSeq, a predicted model, not a curated record